UGAGCGAGGCUGCGAGGCACCCGCUCCGCACUUGACGCAUCCCGACCUAACUUAAUGUGCUGCCGCUGCACUUAGGAGCAGUUUUUUACCUUUGAAGCGUCGAGCCUAGUCUCGAAGGGCGAGUAACACCGGCUCACCUCAUGAUUUCACCCCGUUAAAGGUUCUUGCAAGACAGUUUCCUCAUGGCGUCUCCACAACAGUCAAGAAUUCAGUCGUAUCUGGAGAAGAAUAAAAUCGGACCCUUGUUUGAGGAGUUGAUGACCAGAUUGAUAACUGAGACUCCAGACCAUCCAAUCCCUUUUCUCAUUGAUCACCUGCAGACCAAGCAAGGCAGCCCGGGCAAACUGCAGAGAACUCUGUCGGGCUCUGCAGCACUGUGGGCGCAGAGCUCUACAGAAAACAAAAACACUCGAAGGGAGUGCAGGAACUACGAGAAGCCAUGGCAAAUACACCCUAAGAAACCGAAGAAAUCCAAAAGUGACCUGGCUGUCUCCAGUCUCUCACCUCCUUCACCAGAGUCCAAGUCCUUGCCACGUUCAAUUGAAUAUCCAUCCUGGGACUGGAGGGAGAGCCGGGACUUUGAUGAGCUCAACCACAUCUUGCAGGAGAGCAAGAAGCUUGGAAAGGCCCUGGAGAACCUGUCACGCAGCAUUGCUAUCUCUGAUGAGCUUGACCAGAACUUGGGAGGUUAUAACUCGGUGCUGCGCCCUCGGGUGGUGGGGGAGUGGGUUGGUCGGGAGGAAGAGGACCCAGACCCACUGGCUGCUGAGAUGCUGCAGCCCCCCGUCCCACGGGCCAAGACCGAAGCGUGGGGGAGUGCAGACAACAGCCCUGCUGGGAGCCUGAAGAUGGAAACAAAGAGCAAAGGACUGAAGGAGCAGCAGCAGCAUCACAAGAAGCUCCUGGCAGCCAUGUUGUCCCAGGACUCCUUUGACUCAGUCCACAGCCCUGCCCCCUCUGUCACAGAGGAAGAAAUUGAGGAUGAGGAUGAUGCCAUGGAGCUACUGGAGGACCUGGAUGACCUGAGGAUGGAGGGUGUGACGGGGCUGGCUCUGUCCGGCAGUAAGUUCAGCCAGGGACGCAGCUCCUAUCAGCCCGAGCCGCAGGCCAAAGUUACACUCAACAUCUGCUCCAGGUGUGCCAGGUUGCAGGGGGACAGUCUAUCAGAUACCAGAGCCGACGAGGAGCACAGGCCAAACAUCGCGGAACAAGCCGUACCUGACAUCUCCUGUCCAUUGCCCGGGGUGGACACCGUGGUGGGACGGGGGCAGGAAUGCGAGUCCGUGUCUCAAGUGUCAGGCGCUCGUCAGCCUGUCUGGGAGACUGAUCUGAAGGCUGUGAGAGGAGGGAGCUCCAUUGGGCAGACAGGCCUGCUACUGGGCGACUCGCUCUUUUCUAAAGAGCUGGAGAACAUGGGCAAACACCUUGCUGAGGUUGAGAAGGACCUGGCCAAGCUGGCAGAAGCAGGCAAAAUGACCAGUAGGAGCCCCAACAAUCCCCACAGUAGCCUGCUCCUCACCCCUCUGUUCCACAGGACGCUACCCAACACGCUGCCUCUCCCCAGCCAGGUGUCCAGGCCUCAGUCUCCAGCCAGCAGCCUCUCAGCCAAGCCCAGCACCGUAGGCCUCCCCUUGCUCAGCCCCAAGCCUACGUCCCUGGUCAUGGGUCGGACUCAAUCUCCUAGCAACCCCAGUAGCAGGACUCAAACCCCCAGAACCCCCAGCAGGCCUCUGACCCCCAAUAGCUUAUUGACACGCUCUGCCAUGAACCCUGGAUCUCAUAAGGAGGUGACCUUCAGGAGGUCGCGGAGCCGCCCAGUGACGCCCACAAGUCAGCCCACUCGUCCCCGACCGUUGCUCACCCCUCCUGGGCUAAGUACCACAGAUAGCCUGGGUGCUAGCCUACGGGCCUACCUAUCUGAGGAUGAGUUUUACCAGCAGUUACAGGCCAUCAGACAGCCCUGGCACAUCCCUAGUGACACAGAAAGCGACAUCCUGGAGCCUCCUGAGCAGGACAAGAGUGGAUCACGAGAUGCCAACAAGAGAUCUGUGUUUUCAGGCCUAUAGUGAUGAAGACCAGAGACAUUGAUCCAAUCAAACAAUUAUGCAAACCACUGGACAUUUUGAAUAUGUGUACAGAGACAAUUAUUUUUAUACUUCAUAGGAAUAAAAAAAGAGAUUGUAUACUUUUUUCACAGAUGCUGAUAUUUCAUAGAAAAUGUACUGUAACUAUAUGAUAUAAUGUGGAAAUAUUACUUCGGAGUAUGGAAUAUAACAAUUAUUUUUGGUUGCUCUCUAGCAUGCAAUUGAACCUCCGUGUGGAGUGAAGAAAAAAAGACGCAUUUUGUUGUUGACAGACCCUAUUUCUAGGCCUAGUGCAUAUUGACAUUGUGAGGGCAGCACACCUCUGUUUAGAAGCAGUCUCUCGACAUGCACUGUCCAGACGCCGUGUCUUUGAAGUAGCAAAUAACAGUUGUGGAGGGAAUACAAAGAAAUGCUGUAAUACUAAUUAAAAUGAU
This is a messenger RNA of Myripristis murdjan (pinecone soldierfish), 2518 nucleotides long. It is a transcript of the gene c20h8orf34, whose product is annotated as chromosome 20 C8orf34 homolog. Bases 183 to 2066 code for a protein of 627 amino acids. The record is from RefSeq and is a predicted model, not a curated record. NCBI's taxonomy places the organism in Eukaryota, Metazoa, Chordata, Actinopteri, Holocentriformes, Holocentridae. The transcript has 15 exons.